This is a messenger RNA of Schistosoma bovis, 1731 nucleotides long. NCBI's taxonomy places the organism in Eukaryota, Metazoa, Platyhelminthes, Trematoda, Strigeidida, Schistosomatidae. The record is from the annotation of a GenBank genome assembly.
UAUUCUGCACCAAUCUUUGUUCUUACUCUCUUUAAAAUAGUAAUACAACUAUAUUAUAAUUAAGUGCAAACCGUUAUUUAGCAUAACAUCAUUGUGCUAACUCCAUAGUAUUGUUUAUAAAGUCCUCACGAAAAUGUUGCAUGUUAUGAUGGGAUGAAACUGUUUGGUGAAAAUCUAUUCAUCAUUAGACGCUUUUGUAUUCAGUACAAAAAUUGUUUGUUGAGUGCUCUCCACUCUAUCGGUUGAUAGCCUGAAAUAUACAUAACUCCGUAGAUCCAAAAUACGUGCGAACGCUUCAAAUUUAAUAAAUAUAUUUUCCUGCAAAGCACAAAAUAUUAUGUCAUACUUGUUUGAUCGAUCAUAUGCUUAUGAUAAUUAUUCUUUUCCAAAUUAAAGCAUAAAUUCUUAUUGAAUAACUCAAUGAAUCCUAAUUAUCCCAACGGUCCCAUAGGAUAUGGAUGGGGAUUUGGUCAAAAUGCUACUACUACUUCACGGUGGGAACAACCGCAAAUUGGAUUCUGCUUCGAUUCACAAAAUCCUCAAAUCCCUGAAGUUUGUCCACCUCCUAUUCAAAACCCCGGAGUUAUUGGCUUCGCUUAUGGUCAAGCGGUAGAAAAUCCACCUUUAGUGUCCUCAGUAUCUCCCGGUCGUUCACAAUCCAACUCAUCUACAGAUAGAACCUUUGAUGUUACAUCGCCGAGACUAAAUGUUCCCCCAUCCAUCGAAGCCAUGCGACCUAAAUCAUACAUUAAUUAUUCGGAUGAAUCGUUUGCACCAUCCGCUCCUCCUGAAUCCAUUUCUCCUCAUAGUGAAUCAGUGAAAGUUAUUACAAUCACUAGGAAGGAUUCAAAAAAAUCCGACACAACAUCUAAAACUAUAACCAAUACUAAAGAUCAACACAAUCAACGACGUGAUAGUUAUGAAGAUUCAUUAAAAGAUAUGGCUGCUCUUAUGACUGAUGUUGAAUUAACCGAUGAUAUGAUCAAUGGUAUGCGUAAACGUUUUGAUUUACAUAAUUGAUUAUAAUGAAAUCUUUCUUUUUUUUUGGAUCCCAUAUUGAUUUGUUUUUAAUGUUAUUCUAUAUUUCCUAUCAAAUGACCUGAAAAAUAAAAUACUCCUAUCAACAAUGUAGAUUACUUUUUGUUUAUAAGAGAAAAGUCAUCAUUUGUUUUUUUUGCUUCAUUCUUGUUUUACCAAUGCUGUCACACUAAUUAUUGUCGUUUAAUCCACAUGAUAAAGUUGCUUUCUUCCUCCUGCCUCCCCCCCGCCUAUGGAGUAACUUUAUUGAUUUAUUUAUUUUGUUACUUUGUUUACUGUGAUUAUUGAUUGUUUAUCAUAAUUUACUAAGUGAAAUCAAUUAUCAUGUAUUUGUUGUUGUUAUUGUUGUUGUUGUUGUUGCCUGUAAAAUAAAAUAGACUGGCAUUUCAGCUUGAUUCUCAACUUUCGUCUGUUUUAUCUGUUUCUAUGUCUUAGAUUUUUCUAGAAGGGUGUAGAGGCCUAUAUAUACCAUUGAUCUGUUUCCGAUUCAAGUUUGUUUAGUUGGUUCAGAAAGUGUACAAACAUGAUUGUUAUUAUUCAUUUUUAUUUCUUUUAACAGAGUUUGCAUUAGAUUAUAGUGUAUAAACUUUUGACCAUUAACAAAUUACUCGUGUUCAUCUGAUGUAAGGUUUUAACUAGAUAUGUCAUCAAAUUUAGGCUUAUUUACUUGUUGUUGCUACCUUAACCUGGUGG